AUGGAUAAGGCUGUAGAAACACCUUUUAAAGCUGGUUCUUCAUCUGAUCCUUCUCCCGAGGUCCAGUCCUUAGAUAUAGAGGUCAAUGAUGACACAUUUAAAGGAUUAACAUUUGUCGUUCUAUCAGACGGAAAGUGGUUCAAGAACAGUGGGUCAGAUUUUUGUAUUGAAUUUGGUAGGAAGAAGCAGAUACAGAAGGCUACACUUUAUGAAAUUGUUAUUAUUGGUUCCCCAAAAUCGACGUAUAUUGGUUGA
Molecule: messenger RNA, 255 nt
Organism: Lathyrus sativus (Indian pea)
Lineage: Eukaryota; Viridiplantae; Streptophyta; Magnoliopsida; Fabales; Fabaceae
Source: the annotation of a GenBank genome assembly